GUUUCCCACACCAAAUUUGACGCGCCACAUUCUAUCAACGCGCCCUGAGCGAGGCGAACGACGCGCAUCCUUUUUCGGCAAUCUCUCAUCUCUCAAGCAAAACCGCGCUGUAGUUCCACGCAGGGAAAAUGGCGCAAAAUUCACUCUGCCGUUUCACGGCGCCGUAUCGCGUAUCCUCCGGGCCCAUGCGAGUCAGCACUGUCAACGAGCACCGCAUCUCCUGGAAGAAUGACCACGAUACGGGCAUACUGGAAGCGACAUGGCCGCGAGAGGUCGACAUGGAGGCUGCGCGCAAGCUGGCCGUUGCUCAUCUCCCAGCAGACACCUACAGCGAUGCCACCAUCGAGCCCUUCGCAAAGGGCGGUUUCCACGUCCUCUUUCUCAUGUCGUCCGCCACAGACUCGGCAGCCCCAAAAUACCUGAUGCGCAUACCCCUCCCGGUCGACCCCUUCUUCAAGACGGAGAGCGAGGUGGCGACUGUCAGAAAGAAGGCCAUUUCGGU
This is a messenger RNA of Lasiosphaeria miniovina, 502 nucleotides long. RefSeq lists its product as uncharacterized. The transcript has a single exon. The coding region runs from base 229 to 423 and encodes 64 amino acids. The record is from RefSeq and is a predicted model, not a curated record. Lineage: Eukaryota; Fungi; Ascomycota; Sordariomycetes; Sordariales; Lasiosphaeriaceae.